AUGUCAUUCAAGGCUUCUGGCCCCAAAGUCCGUCCGGAUCGAGUCAAAGAACCUCCACGACCGCCAUCUCCCAUCGUGCCCAACACCAACACCAAUCCGAUUCGCCCAUCAUGGAAUUCGCAAUCUCACUUUCACUCCCGCCGCUCCUCGUCUUCCUCCAUAGCCUCCUUUCAUUCAGCUCGUUUCUCACAGGAUGAAGAGUCUAAGAUGGUCGCCUCGUCUCAAAUCCUCAAAGCCGAAGCCAAUACUCAAUUUGCAGGACAUGAUUACUCACAGGCCAUUUCCACGUAUGAUAGGGCCUUGGCCCAGCUACCCAGUUACCUCAACUAUGAAAUGGCUGUUUUGCAGAGUAACAUUGCCGCAUGCCAUCUCAGGCUAGAACAAUGGAAGGAGGCCGUGCAGAGUUGCGAGAAGGGACUUGAUGGCCUUGAGAGAGAGAUGCCUACCAAACCGAAGCCGAAACCCAAGAAAAGGAAGCAGGACAAAACGAAAGCAAAAGAGUCUACAAAAACAAGGUUGAACUCCGACACUGAGUCCGAGGACGAGAUCGCUAAAGAGUCCGAGCAACAAGAUGACACUAUUGUUGAACUAGACUCGGAUCAAGACGAAGCCGCUGCCCUGGCCUCACUAAAUAUUUCUGACGCCCGAAAAGAAGACAUCCACCGCAUCCGUACCAAACUUCUCCUCCGCCGUGCGAGAGGCCGUUCAUCUAUGCCUGCUCAGUCCGGUUCCAGUACUUGGGCCAACCUCUCCGGCGCACUGGAGGACUACAAACUCCUUUCCACAUCAGCCUACUCCAGUACACUCCCAAUCUCGGACCAGAAGACCGUUCGUGCCGCUCUAGUCAGUCUGCCGCCACAAAUUGACAAAGCCAAAGAGAAGGAAGUCAGCGAGAUGAUGGGAAAGUUAAAAGAUCUGGGUAAUGGCAUUCUCAAGCCCUUUGGUCUCUCGACGAACAAUUUCAAGGUUGUUCAAGGUGAGGGCGGCGGAUAUAGCCUUAGUUUCGAUAGCGGGGGUGGGGGUGGUGAUCAACAAAAGAAGUGA
Molecule: messenger RNA, 1044 nt
Organism: Exophiala aquamarina CBS 119918
Lineage: Eukaryota; Fungi; Ascomycota; Eurotiomycetes; Chaetothyriales; Herpotrichiellaceae
Exons: 1
Coding region: 1-1044 (347 amino acids)
Molecular function (GO): protein binding
Source: RefSeq, a predicted model, not a curated record